AUGGCAAAUUCCGACGAGGCCAACAUCUGCUUGACGAGCACAUCAAUUGUUGAGAUCGAGAACAAGCUGAUCACGUGGGUGGCAGACUUGUUCGGGUACCCCGCAGGGCAUGCCGGGAACAUCUCAUCAGGAGGUUCUCUCGCUACGCUCACAGCGUUAGCUGUCGCACGGGACAGCAGGGAGCUGAAAGCCGCAGACUUUCACAGAUGUGUGAUCUAUUGUAGCGAGUUUACCCAUUACUCGGUACAGAAGGGACUUCGCGCCGUGGGGUUGAGAGAAGCCAUUCUUAGGACAGUUCCAACGGACCAGUCGCUCAAGAUGACAGCAUCGGGUCUUGAAAGGCAGAUCAUAGAAGAUACGAAAACCGGCUUGUUGCCCUUCCUGGUGGCGGCAACUGUGGGCACCACGCUGACCGGAAGUGUGGACCCUGUGAACGACAUCGCUGAUGUGUGUGACCGUCACCAACUCUGGCUCCACGUUGAUGCCGCGUACGGAGGGUUUUUCGCUCUCUGUGACGAAACGAAACAGCUGUUUGUUGGUGUGGAGCGGAGCGAUUCGAUUGUGGUGAAUCCACACAAAGGUGCGUAUUUGUAG
Molecule: messenger RNA, 594 nt
Organism: Branchiostoma floridae (Florida lancelet)
Lineage: Eukaryota; Metazoa; Chordata; Leptocardii; Amphioxiformes; Branchiostomatidae
Product: tryptophan decarboxylase-like
Exons: 4
Coding region: 1-594 (197 amino acids)
Biological process (GO): carboxylic acid metabolic process
Cellular component (GO): cytoplasm
Molecular function (GO): pyridoxal phosphate binding; carboxy-lyase activity
Source: RefSeq, a predicted model, not a curated record